AUGGGUUACUUCCUUCCUGAUGGAGCUAUUGAAAAUUUGAAACAAUAUAGAUAUCAGAGCGAAGAUCGUUCAAUUAUAUCAAGGCAUUUGUUGAAACCUUUUUGGUUAUGGUUUGAACAAAUAUUUCCGUCGACUAUGGCGCCGAACUUGAUUACUUUGUCAGGACUUGGCUUUGUCAUUUUCAAUGUAAUAUUGGUAAUGAUAUAUGAUCCAUUCUUGAAUCAAGAGUCACCUAGGUGGGUUUAUUUUGCACAUGCCUUUGGUAUAUUUAUGUACCAAACAUUUGAUGGGUGUGAUGGGAUUCAUGCUCGUAGAAUAAAUCAGUCAGGUCCACUUGGUGAACUUUUUGACCACAGUAUAGAUUCGAUCAACACGACUCUCUGUCUGUUUAUCUUCUCAUCUAUGAUUAGUUCUGGAUAUUCAUAUUUGACUUUAUAUAGUCAAUUUGCUCUUUUGUGUAAUUUUUAUUUAAGUACCUGGGAAGAAUAUCAUACGCAUAUCUUAUUUUUAAGUGAAUUCUCAGGACCUGUAGAAGGUAUUCUGGGAAUAUGUUUUGCAUUUAUAUUGACUGCUACAAUGGGUCCAGAUUUAUUAUGGCAUACUAAUAUUUUUAAUAUUACUUUAUGGAAUGGCAUGAUCAUUGGUUUUGAUACAUCACAUCUUUUCCUUGUCCUCUCAUCAAUUGGUUUGUUAUUUAAUAUCUAUACCGCAAGAUCAAACGUUAUAAAAUAUUAUAGUGGAGAGAAAAUUUUACUAAAUGAAAGGGCUAAUAUUAAGCAAGCCAUGCAGGGUUUAUUACCCUUUUUUAUCUAUUAUUUAACAAUUGUGAUUAUUGUCUACAUAGAACCUGAGUUUUUAUCAUUUGCAUUCAUGUCGUCCAUAGGUUUAACCAUAGCGUUUGUUGUUGGACGUAUUAUUGUGCAUCAUUUAACCAAGCAAGACUUUCCAAUGUUCAAUAUUUCUACAAUGAUCCCUUUGGCACAAUUGAGUUUAUAUUUAAUUGUGGUAAAUGUAUUUGAUGGUCCUUCAAAACAAACAGCCCAUGCAUUAAGUUGGUUAGGUUUUGGUUUAUCGUUAGGGAUCCAUGGAUUUUUUAUGAACGAAAUAAUUCAUAAGUUUACGUCGUAUCUGGAUAUCUAUGCAUUGACAAUUAAACAUCACAAAAAGAUUUGA
Molecule: messenger RNA, 1173 nt
Organism: Arxiozyma heterogenica
Lineage: Eukaryota; Fungi; Ascomycota; Saccharomycetes; Saccharomycetales; Saccharomycetaceae
Gene: EPT1
Product: bifunctional diacylglycerol cholinephosphotransferase/ethanolaminephosphotransferase
Exons: 1
Coding region: 1-1173 (390 amino acids)
Biological process (GO): phospholipid biosynthetic process
Cellular component (GO): membrane
Molecular function (GO): phosphotransferase activity, for other substituted phosphate groups
Source: RefSeq, a predicted model, not a curated record